Molecule: messenger RNA, 2268 nt
Organism: Acomys russatus (golden spiny mouse)
Lineage: Eukaryota; Metazoa; Chordata; Mammalia; Rodentia; Muridae
Gene: Phf21b
Product: PHD finger protein 21B
Exons: 13
Coding region: 413-2011 (532 amino acids)
Source: RefSeq, a predicted model, not a curated record
GGGACCCGAGCUGCGUAUCUAACUCUUGAUCGCAGGGAUGCUGGAAGUAGGCUCCCUCCUGGAAGUAUGUCCCGGGGCUGGGAUGUACCCUUGGGUCUCCCUCUCCCCCUCGCACCCCGGCAAUCCUGCACUGUUUCCAGGUCCAGGGCUCGUGGGACCCCAGCGCGGCGUCUUCGUCGCCGCCCCGUUUGCACAACUCUGGCACCGAGAAAGGGGACCCUUCUAGAACUGUCUUGGGAACGGGGUGCAUGACAGGCCCGCUCCCAACCUCCGGCUCUGGCCCAACCUGCCACCGACCCUCACUCUUAGCAAAAGUAGUUUUGGCGAGAGGCGGCGUGGCGGCCGGUGCCCGAACGUUUUUGCGGCGUGCGCGUGUGUGUGUUGGGGAGAUUAGGACGCGACUUGAAUAUUUAUGAGCUUUGCUCGACACGGACUCGCCGUGUUUACUUGGCUCUUUGUUCGUCCCCCCUCCCCCGGCACACACUCUCACACUCACUCGUACCCGCACCCUGGCCUGCAAACUUGCACGGCUCGGGGCGCGCCGCCGGGUGGCCUCGGCCCCCGCCCCGCCCCGGGAGCUGCCCCAAUGAGGCGGCAGCCACAGAACGGCGACCUCAAGAAGCAGCUCCACGAAAGGCAGCCACGGAUCGCAGCGCUCAGCGACAAACAAGCUUUGGGAACCACCACUGCAGUGCCUGUCACGGGUCCUCAGGUCAGCUCCCUGCAGAGGUUGGCCGGGCAAGGAGCAGCAGUGCUACCUCAGGUUAGGCCAAAGACUCUGAUUCCAGACAGCCUCCCUAUCACCCCGGGCAGGGACCGGCCACCCAAGCAGCCCCCAACAUUCCAAAAGGCCACUGUGGUCAGCAUCAAGAACCCAAGCCCAGCCCUCCCCACUGCCAACAACACCGUCAACCAUGUGCCAACAUCCAGCAGCCAGACCCAGGCCCUCACCGAGUCCACCGCCAUCACCUCACCCCUGAGCAGUGCCGGGGUGGCCUAUGCCAUCGUCUCCACCUCCCCCAGCAAUGCUGCCACCAUCACCCCCAGCACCACCGUGCCCGUGGCCAGCGACAGCAUCAAAGUGCAGCCCCUCCUCAUCAGUGCUGACAAAAAGGUCAUCAUCCUUCAGCCUCAAGUGCAGACGCAGCCUGAGAGUUCAGCAGAGCCCCCGCCACCCACGGAGGAGCCAUCUCAGGGAGCUCAGGCCACCAAGGAAGAUCAGCCCCCCAGCCAGGAGAAUCCUGAGAAAAUCGCCUUCAUGGUAGCUCUAGGCCUGGUUACAACGGAACACCUGGAAGAAAUCCAGAGCAAGCGGCAGGAGCGGAAGAGGAGGAGCACUGCUAACCCUGCCUAUAGCGGCUUCUUGGAGACCGAGAGGAAGCGGCUGGCCUCCAGUUUUCUCCACAACCCCCUGUUCCUCACAGCGCGAGCCAAUGAGGACCCCUGCUGGAAGAGCGAAAUCACUCAUGAUGAAUUCUGUGCUGCCUGCAAACGAGGAGCCAGCCUGCAGCCCUGUGGCACCUGUUCGGGGGCCUACCACCUCAGCUGCCUGGACCCGCCCCUCAAGACGGCACCCAAGGGCGUGUGGGUCUGCCCUAAGUGCCAGCGGAAGGCCUUAAAGAAAGACGAGGGUGUGCCCUGGACUGGGAUGCUGGCCAUUGUGCACUCCUACGUCACACACAAGACAGUGAAAGAAGAGGAGAAACAGAAGCUGCUGCAGCGUGGCAGCGAGCUGCAGACUGAACACCAGCAGCUGGAAGAGCGGGACCGGCAGCUGGCCUCAGCUGUGAAGAAAUGCCUGGAGCUGAAGACAAACCUCCUGGCUCGCCAAAGGGGCACACAGUCCUCACUGGACCGCAUCCGAGCCCUUCUGAGACUGAUCCAGGGUGAGCAGAUGCUUCAGGUCGCUAUGGCAACCACCAGCCCCACCCCGCUUCUGGCCGGGCCCUGGAACAAGCCUUCUACCACCACCAUGCGUGCUGCCCUCCAGCAACCCCAGAACCAAAACUGACCCCAGGGACCUGUCUAAGAUUCAUGGAAAGUUACUGGGACCUUGCUCUCAAGACCUGGGGGAAUCUGUUGGCCUUAAUUCAUAAACUCUAUGAAUUUUAGACAAAAAAAUAAACUAGACAGAGUGAUGGAGGAGAGAAAGGAGUGAGGCGAGCAUCCUAGAGCCAGAACCAGCAUAAGGUAGAUCCUUAUACCAGCUGCGGGGGGGCACCUGAAGGCCACGUGAGGCGCAGCUGGCCCUCACCCUCAGCUGUCAGG